Equus caballus (horse) is the source of this 3908-nucleotide messenger RNA. Its product is annotated as WW domain-binding protein 11-like. NCBI's taxonomy places the organism in Eukaryota, Metazoa, Chordata, Mammalia, Perissodactyla, Equidae. The record is from RefSeq and is a predicted model, not a curated record.
UUGGUAUAAAUUUUAUAGACUGAAUGGAAUUUGCCUAAAUUUCCUUUGCAUGGGGCCCCCUUCCUUUGUAAGACUCUCCCAGCCUUGCCAGUGCAGGGUUCUUUCUUGUCUGUAUUUAAAAUUUUGAUAUUUUGUUCAUCAUGGGUGUUUUGGCAUUAGUUUUCAUUUUUAAUCUUGUGUUAAAAUAUUAUUUAUCUUGAGUACUUAGAUUUGGUGUCUCCUUAACUUCCAUGCUUGCGGGAAGUACUCCCUCACUUUAGCUGAGUGCUAACCCAGGAAACAGCUUGUGAAUUAGUGUUGUGAGCUUCCCUGGCUGGAAACCUAGCAAUGUCCCAUUCUUGUCACUCUCUCCCCCAUAUUUCUUUUAACCACGUUCCUGGACUCUGCAACUUUUUUUUUAACCGGUCCCUUAAGAAAUAUUGCCAGAGGUGGUCUGAAAGGAGCUGAGGCUGAGGGAGGGGACUAUUUGGCUCAUUUCUACUGGUCGCAGAGCAGCCACGUGGGCUCAGACGACUCUCCUCCGGGCUGGUUCUCUGCGGAGAGCCUCAGGCGCACCGUCAGUUUCUCUCCUUCAAGUGUCAGGCGCAGAUCCGACUGCAUGUAUUAAACGAUCACUUCUUUUCUGGGAAGCCCCACACUUUAACACAUUGAUGUUCUUUUACUGUCUCAGACCUUACUGAUUACUAAUUCUCUAUGUUUUCAUUAAUUUGUCUUCCACUUCCAAACUUGUAGAUGCAUUGACCAAAUUUUGAUUAUUUUAUGUAAUAAGCAAAAUGAAAUUAUCAAUUGGCAAUUAUUUCUGAGAACUUAGAAUGAGAUCAACAAAAUUAAUAAUUCUAACAAUAAUUAUAGAAUAACCUCAUUUAAUAUAUAAGGUGGUUCAUACAGAUUGCCAAUAUUAAUUCUCACCAUAAAUUUAUGAGAUGCAUGGGAGACAAGACGGGUGAGAGUUAUGGCCCCUGCACCAGAGAGUGAAUUACAAACAUUUCAGUGACUCCUCUGUUGAAAAUACUGAGCUAGUGGCACUUGUGGAUUAAAAGGAACAAAUACUUAUGCUCUCAAUUUACAUGAAAAUGGGAAAUGACUGGAAAAAUAUAAGACGACAUAUACCAACUGCUAAAAUGUGAGGGAUGGAGCAGAGCAUCGCCAUUGCCAUCAGCAGAGAAACCUGGGAGUCCAGAAUCUCAGCACUUCGCCUGUACCACAGUGACACUGAGCGCGCGGCCACCGCUCAACAGCGCGCGCAAACCCCCGUCGCUGCCCCCAGCGGCCGGCAGGGGGCGCCCGCACUCGCCGUGACCGACCCUCCGGCGCCGCCCGCCCAGCGGGACCCGCCUGGGGCUCCGGCCGCGGACACCGGGAGACCCGGCGCGUCGCCGUCCGCGGGAGCCCGGCCCGGGCGAGGCGCCGCGGGGCUCAGGGACCGCGCGGGGCGGGACAACGCGGAGCAAACGCUUCCUUUCGGCCCGACGCGGCGGGGAGCUCCGCCGGGGCCCCGCCAGAGCCUUCCGCUGCCUGCGCCUGCCCGCGUCCAUCCUUCCCUUUCUCCUGGAAGGUCGGGGCCACACCGUUUCCAAGAGCGCGCGCUCAUUCGGGGACCGGCGGCUCGAGGUCAGAGCGUGCUGUGGGCUGUUUCCAGGCUCAGGAGGCUUUCUGGGGAGAAAGACACGAAUUCGGGGAAACGGAGACGCAGCUACAAUCUGGACAGUAGGGACGGAAUAUUGCGACCCCCUCCAGUGGAAUGACUUGGGGACAGGGCUGAGACUUUAAAGGAGCCCCGGGAGAAAGGGAGAAUGUGCGCCUAUAUUUACGUGAUUUUGAAACUGAGGAUGAAGGAAUUAAAAUUUUCCUGGCUUAGGGUGAAACUGUGCCUUGUACUCACAAGGUUAAUAUUGGAAACAAAAUAACUCAAGUUUCUGAGCUUGCCCUGCAGGACAGCAGGCGGACCUCUGAUAAGGUGGAAAUGGUACAACAGGUGGCCCCAGUGGCUCUUUUCUCCACUUAAUUUUGCGAUGACUCUCCUCCUUUUUGGUGACUCCAUUUUAUGGCUCUUCCUUUUUCAGCAGUCACUCCACUCAGCCCUUUAACAGUGUUGACCCAGACCCCGUGGAUGCAGAGGAAUACGGAGAAUAAUGUAGAGUACUUGGCCAUGCUGAUGGCAGUGGGCUGAGUAGUGAUCCAAGGUGAGCCCAGAAAAACUACUCUUGUCAAAAAUUGCAAGGACCUACUUCUGUUGCAUGAGUGUGUACCUCCAUGAAGGAGAUAUCCCAUGGUUCUACCAAGCACACAAAAUCCACAGAAGGCUCCACAACACUGAGAGGCCAGCUGUGCACCAAGGACAAGAUCCUGCAGAUCCUUCAUGAAGUCUAAACAAUGACUGUAUGGAGGGCACUUACUCCAAAAGGGAUUUUCCAGGCCUGGAAUCAUCCCUGCAGACUUUGUCCCUAUGCUCAAAAACAAGCCCCACCUCUCUACUCCUGAUGAGAUGGCACCACGUGUUCUAUUCUACACUGUAGUUGGGAGGAACCUAGAUCAGGUUGUGUGCAUGUAUGUUUAGCUGGGAAGUGGGAGUUGUCUUGAUUAGGAACAAGGGAAAUACUCCCGUUACUUCCCACUAGCUGGAUUAUUUUUCCCCAUCUUCAAUGGCUCUCCAUCUUUCCUACACAUUCACCCUCCAAAUUUUUCCUCACUAUUUGCCUCUCUUUUCUGCAGGCGCUAUGUGACUGCCCAGGGAACCAUCCUGUCAUUGAAGGCUGCAUGAUCCCUUUGUCCCCAAUGGUGUCUUCAAGCCAGGCACCAUGUAGAUUCUCCAUAGGGAGUGCAUUCUCUUUCCUAAGGUACCCACCCAGUGGGAAGAAUUCAUUGUUGGAUUCAAAUUGUAUUUCAAGGCAGAUGAACACUAAAGACAGGGAAGUCCCUUUAGUAGCACUUACCUUGUUUCUUGACCUUGCCACGUCCCUCUGAUAAUACACCCCACUAUAUCUUCCCAAUCACCCUCCAUUUUAAAGCUCACUCAGCUCUGUCCACUAGAUGGUAGUAAUUUUUUUACCAUUUAAAAAGUCAUUGUUUUCUGAACAAUGAUUCUUUCUUAUCCCUGAACGUUUUUAGAGCUGAGCUGUCUCGAACAAGGUGACCCAGGCCAUGGGUCCAUUUCCAUGUCCUUAGCUUGGACUCCAACUCUCUUCCAGGGGCUGAAAGGGAACUCUCUUCCAGAAGCUGGAGAGGGUAGAGAUUUCUUUCCCAAGCCUGAUAGACUGUGUUCUUUCCCAUGCCAGAUUUGCUAAGACCUUACAACUGCUCUGCCAUCCAUUUGGCCUCCUCCUGGCCCUGCCUGUCGAACCACAGACACAGCCAGAAGUCCUGCAUCCCUGCCACUCCAGAGCCUGCCACACACGGAAAGGAAUGGGGAAAAGUGGCCAAUUGUACACUUUCAUUUAGGCUAAGCUAAGAAUUGGGAAAUGGAACUGAUCUCCCCAUCCUUAGAGGGCCUUGGAGUGAGAUGGAAGGUGUUAUCCACCCAAAUAUUUGGAGUCAUGGGGUCUUCUCCUUUCCCUUCUGAACUCAGGGCCUCAGGACUGCCAAAUUCCAGUUCCGUUUUUGGGAUGUGUGAAGUUUCUUGUCUCUUUGUGUUCCUAGAGGCCGAGUGGGACACUUUUGGCCCUGCAUGCCUGCGUAACCCCAAGCAUUCCACCCCUCAGCUGUUUACAGUUCAGUAUCGUGGUAGAGCGGGGCAAGGACCGAGAAGUCCAGUUCCUGAGGCUUUUUCGUUAAUGGAUUUUCUCAUUUUUUUAAGCCCCUCGACAUUUGUCAAGUUAUUAUGCUUUUGUAUUUGUUUUUUUGGAGAGCUGUAUUCAGAUGACAAGUAAGAAAGCUGAGAUGGCAGUGGGUGUGCGGUGCCACAGUCAGAC